Emiliania huxleyi CCMP1516 is the source of this 696-nucleotide messenger RNA. RefSeq lists its product as hypothetical. Gene Ontology annotation, molecular function: amino acid transmembrane transporter activity. Gene Ontology annotation, cellular component: vacuolar membrane. The transcript is spliced from 2 exons. Bases 1 to 696 code for a protein of 231 amino acids. Gene Ontology annotation, biological process: amino acid transmembrane transport. NCBI's taxonomy places the organism in Eukaryota, Haptophyta, Isochrysidales, Noelaerhabdaceae. The record is from RefSeq and is a predicted model, not a curated record.
AUGUUCAACGCGGCAGACUCAGCGGAGGGCACCGAGUUCAGCUCAAACGUCCAGACCUGCUUCAAUUUGAUCAACAACUACCUGGGCAUGGUCCUCCUCUCCUUUGGGUACGCGUUUGGGGAGUGCGGCUGGGUCGGCCUGCUCCUCCUUGCUGUGCUCGCAGUGCUCAGCUGGUACACGGGUGUGCUAAUCAUCGAGAGCUAUCGCACGCUCGAGGCGUCUGGCGAGAAGGUGCCUUCCUACGCCCGGAUUGGCGAGGCGACGCUGGGCGCUGUGGGCAAGUGGUUUGUCAUCGGAAGCUCCUCCUUUGAGAUCUUUUUCGCGCUCGUAGCUAUGAACGUGACCGUUUGGCGAAACGCCACCUUGCUGCUGCCGAUGGUGGACCCCAGCCUGGUAACAGGCGGGUUCAUCGCGCUCUCGCUGACGACCAACUGGCUCAAGGUGGCUAGUUCUAGUCCCAAGCUUGUGACCUCAGCCCUGACAGCCCUGCGGACGAAUCGCCUGCAGGACUUUUCCACACUCUCCUUCCUCUCGGCAUUCGGUCUGCUCUGCGUGGUGCUUGUCUGCUUCGUCGUCGCAUACGAGCUCUUCACGCGGCCUGAAGGUGGCAUGGUUGGCAGCGCUCGCACUUCGCGCAGCCCACCAUCACAACCCGCGUCCGGCGGGCACUCUGGGUUCCGGCUCCUAGCCGGAUAG